Messenger RNA from Condylostylus longicornis, 2494 nucleotides. RefSeq names its product serine proteinase stubble (gene Np). The record is from RefSeq and is a predicted model, not a curated record. Gene Ontology annotation, molecular function: serine-type endopeptidase activity. Gene Ontology annotation, biological process: proteolysis. The coding region runs from base 92 to 2341 and encodes 749 amino acids. Lineage: Eukaryota; Metazoa; Arthropoda; Insecta; Diptera; Dolichopodidae. The transcript is spliced from 10 exons.
AAAAUACUCAAAAAAUUGACAAAAAAAAAUAAUUUCAAAGCUUAUUAUUAAAAUAUUUAACUGAGUAAUAAUUUUGCAAUUAAAAUUUAAGAUGGACAGAGUCUCAUCUUUAGAAACGAAAUCCUUUUGUAGUAGCGGUAAAGUAGAGAAUAUAAAAACUCAGAAAAUUGAUAGCACUAAAGAUAGUAAAAGGAAUCGCAAUUAUAGAAACUUUUUUCGAAGGAAAUUUCAAAAAAAUAAUUUACGAAAACUACCAUUUUUGUCAUCAUCGCCGACAUCAUUAUCAUUUUUAUUAUCAACACUUCCAUCAAUAUUAUCAUCAUUAACAAUGAGAAAAAAUGAAAGAAAUUAUGCCGUUUUAGUUUUAACUAUUUUAUUAGGUUUAAUUCAAAAUAGUUUAAGCAGUCCAGUUUUUGUGGAUAAUCCUAGUAUAGCACAAUUUCAAUCAGGCAGAAAUAUACGACACCUUCCCUGCAUUGUUAGAAAAUCUGGUUUAUCAGGUACUUGUAUGUUUGCGAUUGAUUGCAUUAAGCAAAAUGGUACACAUCUUGGAACAUGUAUAGAUCGAUUUUACUUUGGCUCAUGCUGUAGGAUAAAGGAUGAUUAUUUUGCACAAGAUAUUAAUGACAAUAGCAUAGAUCAAAACACUAUAUCACAUUUUUUAAAUGAUAUUAAUACAACACCAAGUACGAUUGGUUCAUACAAACCCACAAUUCAGCAGGAGUUAACAACUCAUCACAAAACGAAGCCAACACUACCAGUCCCUUAUGUGCCAAUUUCAACGCCUACAACAAAGCAACCUUCAUUCAAACCAUCUUCAACCAGAUAUCCUGGAAUUAAGCCAUCAAUUAUUACAAGUAAGCCCUCACAAUCAACUUCCAUACUAACAACAACAAAGGGUCCAUCUGUCAACCUAAGUAAAUCAACAGCAUCUCCUAGCAAGUUACCAAUAAUUACUAAGCAACCCUUAACAACAAAACCGCCAAUUUUUUCAAGUUCCUCUACAACAAAAGCAGCCUCUAUAAAGCCUGAGCAAACUAUGUCAUCCACUAUUUUCCAACUAACACAAACAACUACAACAACAACAACAACUGUGAAGCCAACUGGCUUAGUAACGUGGACAAAUAUUGACAAUACACCUAAAAAUAACAUUUCAGUUUCGUUUAAUACUUCCAAUAUAAAUAAUGAGAGUUGGCAGCCAAAACCUAUGCCAGAUUGGGCUCUAAAACCAGCUUCUGUGUUAGAAAUAAAUAAAACAAAAAUUGAAACUCCUUCAAGCAGUCCGAAACCCAAUACACCGACAACGGAAGAUAUUAUAGCCAGCAGUAUCACAUCAGUUCUAGAUCAAUUAAAUAAUAUAACUGCAAACAACAUGACACAUACAACUGACAGUUCGUGGGUUUGGACCACUGAAACAAGACUUAAUACUUCAAGCACGACUUUAUCAAGUUCAAUUGAAAAUACAGCUAAUGCAACAAGCAAUGGAACAGCAUCAAUCAACGAAGGUUUUGGAAAUGCCACAUCAUCAACCGUGUCACCAAUUCCAACAUUGGAAGGAAUAGAUUAUAAACAAAUUUGUGGUAAACGUAUGUAUCCUGAACCAAGGAUUGUUGGUGGAGCAAAUGCUGCAUUUGGACGUUGGCCUUGGCAAAUAUCCCUAAGACAGUGGAGGACUUCAACCUAUUUGCAUAAAUGUGGUGCAGCAUUAUUAAAUGAAAAUUGGGCCAUUACUGCGGCGCACUGUGUUGAUAAUGUACCACCAUCAGAUUUAUUGUUGCGUUUAGGGGAAUACGACUUGGCUGAAGAGGAAGAACCGUACAGUUACCAGGAGAGACGUGUUCAAAUUGUCGCAUCACAUCCACAAUUUGAUCCAAGAACAUUUGAAUAUGAUUUAGCAUUAUUAAGAUUUUAUGAGCCAGUAAUAUUUCAACCAAACAUAAUACCAGUUUGUGUACCAGACAAUGACUAUGAUUUCCUUGGGCAGACAGCAUAUGUAACUGGCUGGGGCCGACUUUAUGAAGAUGGUCCAUUACCGAGUGUUUUACAAGAAGUUUCAGUACCAGUUAUUAAUAAUACAAUAUGCGAAACUAUGUAUAGAGCUGCCGGUUAUAUUGAACAUAUACCACAUAUUUUUAUAUGCGCCGGAUGGAAAAAAGGUGGUUAUGAUUCUUGUGAAGGUGAUUCUGGUGGUCCAAUGGUUUUACAAAGAGAAAGAGAUAAGAGAUUUGUAUUGGGUGGUGUUAUAUCAUGGGGUAUCGGUUGUGCUGAACCAAAUCAGCCUGGUGUUUAUACAAGAAUUUCUGAGUUCAGGGAUUGGAUUAAUCAAAUUCUUCAAUUUUAAACUAUUAUAAUUGUAAUAUUAACAGUAAUAAUGAAAAUUUAUGUAUUUUUAUAGAAAAAUUAUUACAAAAUUAGAAUUUAUAAAAAAUCAAAUGACAAUACUGUUUAUACAAAAGAUUUUAAUUAAUUUUUGGAACCAAUAUCUAAAGCAAUA